This is a messenger RNA of Tachyglossus aculeatus (Australian echidna), 2121 nucleotides long. RefSeq names its product TatD DNase domain containing 1 (gene TATDN1). Gene Ontology annotation, cellular component: cytosol. The record is from RefSeq and is a predicted model, not a curated record. Gene Ontology annotation, molecular function: 3'-5'-DNA exonuclease activity. The coding region runs from base 49 to 942 and encodes 297 amino acids. Lineage: Eukaryota; Metazoa; Chordata; Mammalia; Monotremata; Tachyglossidae. The transcript is spliced from 12 exons.
UCCGCUUCCGCCGAAGAGGAGCGAGAGGGAGGGGCCGCCGCCGCCAUCAUGACCCGAUUCCCCCUCAUCGAUAUUGGCAUCAAUCUGACUGACCCGAUGUUCAGAGGAAUUUACAGAGGGAUCCAAAAGCAUCAAGAUGACUUGUUGGAUGUAGUAGAGAGAGCAGUCCAAACUGGCGUUAGAAAGUUUAUGAUUACCAGUGGGAGCCUGCAAGACAGUAAAGAUGCAUUACAAUUGGCCCAGACAAAUGAAACGUUUUACAGCACAGUUGGUUGCCAUCCCACACGCUGCGGAGAAUUUGAAGAGAAUAACCCUGACCUUUAUUUUACUGAAUUGCAAAAUCUUGCUGAAAGAAAUAAAGGGAAAGUUGUGGCUGUGGGAGAGUGUGGCCUGGAUUUUGAUCGAUUACAAUUCUGUCCCAAAGACACGCAACUCAAGUAUUUUGAAAAGCAGUUCGAUCUCUCAGAGCAGACAAAAUUACCAAUGUUUCUUCACUGUCGAAACUCACAUGCUGACUUUUUGGAUAUAAUGAAGAGAAAUAGAGAUAGGUGCGUUGGAGGAGUGGUGCAUUCAUUUGACGGCACAAAGGAAGAAGCAGCCGCAAUAAUUGACAUGAAUCUUUACAUCGGAAUUAACGGGUGUUCACUGAAAACUGAAGCCAACUUAGACGUGUUAAAGUCGAUCCCUAGUGAAAGAUUAAUGAUAGAGACUGAUGGGCCUUGGUGUAGUGUGAAAAACACCCAUGCCGGAUCCAAGUUUGUCAAGACCACUUUUCCUACCAAAAAAAAAUGGGAAAAGGGGCAUUGCAUGAAGGAUAGAAAUGAGUCCUGCCAUAUAAUUCAGGUCCUGGAGAUCAUGUCAGCAGUAAGAGAAGAGGAUCCCCUUGAAUUGGCCAACACGAUGUACAACAACACCAUUAAGCUCUUCUUUCCAGACAUGUAAAGUAGCUGACUUUCACCUUGUACUUUUCAAAAGCUACUAAGAACUUUCCACUCAAGUACUGGGCACUCAAGAUCAACGCUCAUCAUAACCAACACCCACCUUUUCAGCCUAUUGAAUAAGUGCAUAAAAGGCAGAACCUGCCCGUUAGGGUAAAAUAGAUGGGAGUAUGGUUGUAAGAAAAAGCAAAUCUGUCAUGGCUAAAGUUCCAAAAAAAAAAAAAAUAUAUAUAUAUAUAUAUCAAAACUGAGAGCCCAUUGUAACAAUCUGCCCUAAAGGGGUGUCUUUCUGGGGCGUUCACGGCUAGGACAAACAGAGCUCCGAUCGAGAUCCCAAAGCGGCAUAUGGGGAGGUGCUUUUUAGCGCAUGGGACCAUCACGUUUCAUUUCCAUUUUCUUUCCAUUAAAAGAAUAACGAAUCCGAUGGAUACUCAAACUCAUGAUAAGGCCCCUUUGGAUGCUAACGGAGUCUCCUGUCCAAAGACGGCCAAGGCUCCGUCUCGUCCACGCUCAGUUUACCCCUUAAAUACUUGACGGUCACCCCGUCCUUCCGGGAUAUAUCGCCUUGGUAGCCCACGGUUUUCAUGAUUCCUGCUGGGCUCGUCCACUUCACCAGACAUCCUACCACACUAAGAGGUUCUGCCAUCCGAAACCUUGAGCGCUGAUGACCCAGCCCCAGCGGGAAGCCCCCCUCCUGCUAGACUAGAAGCUCCCAGAGGGCAAGAACCACGUCUACGCACUCCUGUACUCUCCCAAGCGCCGCCUGGUACAGUACUCUGCACCCAGUAAGUGCUCAAUACAUACCACUGAGUAAGGGAGCUGUUUUUAAAGAACCAAACGAAAACUUACACCCUGAUUGAGCCAUGGGUUUCUGCAAACCUGGAUGCGGGUAUAUAUAUUUAAUAAAGCGUGAUCUAACUGCUUUCCGUUUCAAAAACGUACCAGGUUUGUACCUUUUUCAAAGCGAACUCUCUUCACCUAUUAGGUUCUUGUUCGUUCUCCUCUUUCCUUUGGGAGCAAGCAGGGGAGAAUACUUCGUUCCUACCAGUGUCACUGCUUUACCUCUUCCCGCUCCCACCCACGUGGAAGAAAAGCCGGGGUCAGUUAUUUAGCUUAUUGAAGUAUGAGUGGCUCUGGCACACCCGCUGCACUGUUCAAACUAUUAAAAAGCUGUCUGUCCAAA